GUGCGCGCGCGCGCGCGUGCGCCAGUCCAGCCAGCCAGCCCACAGAUAACGGGCGGGAUGGAGCGAAGUUUUCUACUCGUAGUUGAGGCUGACUCAACUGUCCCCUGUCCGUAGCUCCGUCCGUCCCGCCCGUCGUUCUGCUCGUUUGCCCGGUCGGAGGGGUUCAUGACUGUUCCGGUAGGUGACACUGACGCCCUGGUGCUCGUCAUGCCCGUCCGAGCGGAGUGCUGCGUUAGGGCGACGGCCUGCUCGUCCUCGGCCUCGCUUACUCCCCCCGCCCCGAUCAACACUCGCCAGCCCGGGGUGGCCACUUCGUUCCUCUACAGCGGCUCGCAGUUUCGGGGAUUCCAGAAGAGCAAAGGAAACUCGUACGACGUCGAGGUAGUUUUUCAGCAUGUGACUGUGGAGGACUCCUAUCUGUGUGGAUACCUCAAAAUCAAAGGUUUGACAGAGGAGUAUCCCACACUAACAACAUUCUUUGCUGGUGAAAUCAUUAGUAAAAAGAGGCCAUUUUUAACUAGGAAGUGGGAUGCAGAUGAGGAUGUGGACAGAAAACACUGGGGCAAGUUUCACUCAUUUAAUAAAUACACCAAAAGCUUCAACUCUGAUGACUUUGACUACGAGGUGCUUAACAACAGCGACUACAUCUUUAUGAGGUGGAAGGAGCAGUUUCUAGUUCCAGACCACACUAUCAAAGACAUCAGCGGUGCCUCCUUUGCUGGUUUCUACUACAUCUGCUUCCAAAAGUCCACUGCCACCAUCGAGGGCUACUACUAUCAUCGAAGUUCUGAAUGGUACCAGUCUUUAAACCUCAACCAUAUUGAAGAACACAGUAUGCCCAUUUAUGAAUUCCGGUGACGGCUGCACGCUAGCUGAGGUGGGGACAGUUGUCAUCGCUCUAAAGACAAAUGGGAUGGAGGAGGUUGACGGCUCAUUCAUGCCAAGAAUGGAAUGUAACCAUUUUCCCCCCCACAGAAGAGAAAUGUGGGCAAACACCCAGUGGUAGAAGAAAGGUUGGGCAGUGAAAGGGAAAUAAAAAGGAGACGAUGUGUGACAAUGUGUCCCGGUGCAUUCUAGGAUGUAUCUUCGAAUCAACAAUCGAACAAUUCUUGGAAGUCAUCAUAAACCUGGUGUUGCAUUUAAUGGAAGAUGUGAUAUAUAGUUCCCCUUCUCUCAUUCGCUCUUUGUCAUGCUUCCUACUCCUUGCCCUCCUCGGAGAAUUUCUGCCCAUCGGUGGAAAUCAAAAAUAUUUUCCUCUUCUCCCUCAGUGGGAAAUUCCAGACCUCCAAUUAUCUUUGCCUUUCGGUUCCAGUUGAUCUGUUCAGACAGGCAAGUAUAACUAAAGUAAAUACUAAUGUGUUUGUUUUUAUUUUUCAACGAGCUCAAGUCAUGAUCCAAGGGUUGAUGGAGAUAGACGGUGCAGGUUUUGACUAAAAGGCUUUAAGUAAGAAGAUGAUCACCAGUGAUCUGCUUGUUGUGUACGGUCUGAAAGAUGCAGCCUCUUGGUCAGGCAUGUCAGCUUAUUGUCAAUCAUUUCGAAUAUCCACCGCAUUGCAUAAUGUGACGUGGAGCUGGAAUUCAGUACUGCGUUCUUUUCAUAAUUCACAGUGCUUCGGCCUACAGUUAGCCUGCGUGUUCCCCCAAGUUAGCAGAGUUCUCACAUUGCUAUACUUGGUCAGUUUAUUUAGUGUGCGACCUCGGCAUAGUUCACUUGUAUCUAAUUAUUAAGCUGCUUCUCCCACCCCCCCCCCCCAACAACCUUGUAACAUUUCUAUGCAAGCACAGAGUCCCCCUCCCGCCAGUGUUUUGAGCAUGAGUUUUCAGUAUAUUUUUUUAGAUGAGGUUUGAAAGUGAACAUCCGUCAGAUUAUAUUGAGGGAUGCAUUAGCUAAAGCGUUCAGUUUUUGAAAAUGCAUAAUGUGAGCAACAAUAUGAGAUAUUGUUUGUGUCAUUGGCCAGCGUUUAAAGCUCUCCGAUAUGUGCACGCUAAUUGAGACGCGAGUUUGAAAAUUGUUAGCACUCCCACAACGGGUGUGUGGAAAUGUUAGAUCAAAACGCAGCAUGUGCAUCAUACAUAAUUGGUACAUGGGCGUUUUUGUUAUUGAACUGGUGGAGUGGGAAGAUGUACAUUUCAAGUAAACCCCGAGUCUACAUCGCUCAUUAUGGGGGUCACAGUGAUGCUGCAGCUCUUCACCGAUGUAAUCUCAUUUCUUUUAUCUGCAUUAAAUUCAGUUUCCUCCCACCAUCAAAAGACACAUAUAGGAUAACACUCCUGUCUGUGCCCCUGACCGAGGCAUGGCGAGACGUGGAGCUGGUCUGCGGGCGCUGCACAGCGGCUGCCCGCUGCUCCUAGCUGCAGUGUGUGUGUUGGAAUUGGUUUAAUAAAGUACAUCUUAUCUGAAAUUCAUCCUCUUUCAAGGCCUGGAAGCGGUUGAAUGUGUGACAGAUGAACUUAAGAUACUUGUACUGCAUGGGUCCCAUAGUUCCAAAAUACAGCUACUAACAAAUGCACAACAGGUGGAGUUUACACCUGGAGCUUAAUGAGAUGCUUUCCAUGUAUCUUAAUGUAAAUAUUUUCUUAACGGAGAGAAAUACAUAGAAUUGCACCUUUUGUGACAUGUGAAGAAAAGUGGCCCGAGGGUCAAAGGAAUACAAACCCAUCUUUUGAUGCUUUAGGGAAAAAAAAACCUGUUGCCUUAAAAUGUAAAAUAUUUGUACAAAGCACCAUUUAAAAAAAAAAAAAAGUGAUUUGGAAACUAUAAUUUCUGAAGUGUGUGAAUGCGUUAGGUGUCCUUUCGGAGAAAUGGUGCAAGAAAGAGGGCCAGCACACAAACAGAGAGGAGUUCUCAGCUAGAAAUUGUCUACAGCCUUCCAUCUGGUCUUUGUUGGUUACACCAGUGUGGAUAUAGACCUUAAGCCGGUUAGAGGAGCCUGCUGCAUGGCAAGCGGACUUCGUAGAUGGAAAAGCACGGGGGCUUUUGCACAAAGGCGUGAGGACUUUUAUUUUUUUUAAGAAUUCAUGAAUAUCACUUGUAUUGAAGAUUGUACAAUCUGGAUGGCUUCAAAAGAUUGUCCAGUAAUCAUUAAAUGGGAUACAGAAAUUGUGCAAUGAAGACGACGUUUUGUGUAUAAGGGAGCGUGUCAUAAAAUCUAUUAAAUACACCCCUCGAAUAGGUGUCGGGUAAAUGUAGAUGUAUAACGAAUCUGAUGAGUUGGUGUGCUCGGAAAUGAAAAAUAAAGAUUCAACUAUUGUUUCAUACA
Lampris incognitus (smalleye Pacific opah) is the source of this 3260-nucleotide messenger RNA. It is a transcript of the gene gid4, whose product is annotated as GID complex subunit 4 homolog. Gene Ontology annotation, biological process: negative regulation of gluconeogenesis; protein targeting to vacuole; proteasome-mediated ubiquitin-dependent protein catabolic process. The transcript has 6 exons. Bases 166 to 858 code for a protein of 230 amino acids. NCBI's taxonomy places the organism in Eukaryota, Metazoa, Chordata, Actinopteri, Lampriformes, Lampridae. Gene Ontology annotation, cellular component: GID complex; extrinsic component of membrane. The record is from RefSeq and is a predicted model, not a curated record.